Vespa crabro (European hornet) is the source of this 1350-nucleotide messenger RNA. RefSeq names its product cell wall protein DAN4-like. The record is from RefSeq and is a predicted model, not a curated record. Gene Ontology annotation, cellular component: cytoplasmic vesicle. NCBI's taxonomy places the organism in Eukaryota, Metazoa, Arthropoda, Insecta, Hymenoptera, Vespidae. The transcript has 3 exons. The coding region runs from base 137 to 766 and encodes 209 amino acids.
GAGCUAUACUACUGAAUAGUUGAAGACAAGCGUCCCCUUUGUGCCUUUGAAUUUCGAUUAUUGACACGUGUACGCUGGGUCUCUUUUUGUCAAACAUUAUACUUAUUUCUAUAAGAUUGACGAAAUAAAUACGAAAAUGAGGAUACUUUGUGUACUGUGCACUUUGCUCGUCAUCACUGUCACAUCGUUAGCACGCCCGCAGGAUGGAGAAAGUACCACCAAGACUACUACUGCUCUACCUUUGACAACUGCAAUUAAAAAAAAUGAUUCUCUGAGCGGUACACCAGCAUCAAUAGGAAAAUCUAAUGAGAAACCUAACAAUGCUGUUACUUAUACUACUCCAAGUGUUACUACUGUUGAAAAACAAAAGGAACAUGAAGAAAUUAUGACUACUCCCACAAAAACUGCAACUCUUGUAACAUCAGAUUCAAAGAUUGAUUCGACUUCUGCAAUUACAUUAAGCGAUAAAAUCUCUACUACUACUGCUGCUGCAUCUACCGACAUCACAACUACUACUACCACUAUUACUACUACUGCAACUGGUAUUACCACUACUUCCAAUAUAGUUCCAACCGAAACGAGAUUCUAUUCUAAUAUAACUACAGCUGUACCAGUUACAACUGCAUGCCCUCCAAUAUCAGGCCGCCAUUUUGAUGGUCUUAGUUUUCUAGGUGGCAUAAUUUUAACUGUCUGCUUAAUUGGAAUUGGAAUUUUUCUUUGCAAAUACUGUAAACACGUCUGUGAAGAUAAAUAUCGUACUCUAUGACUUAUUACAUAGUCCUAUUGUAAAAUAUUUCAUUUUUUGCUAUACCACCUAUACAUAGAUCUCAGAAUUAUGUUAUAUUUUUAUUUUCGUUAUGUCGCUUAUAUUUCUUUUUAUAACGUGAAAUGAUACACGAUUUAUGCACUUUUAGAAAUUGGAGAUUAUAUAUAUAUAUAUAUAUAUAUAUAUAUAUAUAUAUAUAUAUGUAUAUAUAUAUGUGUGUAUGUAUGUAUCGCGCUUAUAUUUCUUCGCAAUAAAUGUGAUGCGAUCGAUGUGAUCAGUAAAGUUAUAUUGCUAAUCACAUAAACAUGAACAAAACGUAUUUCGACGAAAGGAUGAACUCUGCUAUGGACUAGCAUAAGAGUAUUCCUUGCAUGAACGAGUACAAUUAAUUAAGAUAGCUUUAUUUUACUUUUAUAUUACCUGUACUAAAGAAUAGUUAUAGAAUCUCGACCGAGCAACGAGACUCUUCUUGUUUGUAUAAUAUAUAUUUCUUUUAUGUAUGUAUCUUUAUUGAAAGAAACAAAUGUAUAUAAUAAAUAAAUCUCGAUAUUGUUCCUUUAGGAACAAUCCAGUCACAUAAUGAA